Messenger RNA from Sphaeroforma arctica JP610, 822 nucleotides. RefSeq lists its product as hypothetical. The coding region runs from base 1 to 822 and encodes 273 amino acids. NCBI's taxonomy places the organism in Eukaryota, Ichthyosporea, Ichthyophonida. The record is from RefSeq and is a predicted model, not a curated record. The transcript has 6 exons.
AUGGAAUCAGCCGCCAUGCAGAUGAUUGCAAAUGGCUAUACCGCAUUUCUCGAUGGCAAUGGCACGUAUAUCAAGAACUCAGAAGGCACUCCUCUGUUCAGAGACGCACAGGACGCUGUAGCCACUGUGUGGGGAGAGGUGGUACCUGCGGGAUCGCCCGCAUUCGACACUGUAGGCAAUCAAGUACCCGCCUUUGAUGCCAACGGACAGCCUAUGGUCGACUCUAAUGGAAUACUGGUCUACGCCGAUGUCUACGGAACACCAAUUAUAUCACAGGAAGAAUCAGCCGCGAUGCAGAUGGUUGCGAAUGGCUACACACCUUUCUUCGAUGCCAAUGGCACGUACAUCAAGAACGCAGAAGGCACUCCUCUGUUCAGAGACGCACAGGGUGCUGUAGCCACUGUGUGGGGAGAGGCUGUACCUGCAGGAUCGCCCGCAUACGACACUGUAGGCAAUCAAGUACCCGCCUUUGACGCCAACGGACAGCCUAUGGUGGAUACAAAGGGACAUCUCGUUUACGCCGAUGUCUACGGAACCCCAAUCCUGUCGGAGGUAGAGGCUGCAGCCAUUCAACUGAUGUCAAACGGCUACGCACCUUUCCUCAACGGCGACGGCACAUAUAUAAAGAACGCAGAAGGCACUCCACUGUUCAGAGACGCACAGGGUGCUGUGGUGACUAUCAAUGGGGAGGCUGUACCUGCAGGAUCACCCUCAUACGACGACACAGGCAGCCAAAUACCAGCCGUUGAUGCCAACAGCCAGCCUAUGGUAGACUCAAACGGAUUACCCGUCUACGCCGAUGUCUAUGGAACCCCAAUGUAA